AUGGCUCGGAAGCCCGUCAUCGCUGUGGCCGGCCUCGCCUGCGAGACAUCAACGUUCAGCCCGUCACGAACCUCGGCUCCGGCAUUUCACCCCCAACGAGGCGACGAGAUCAUCCAGCGCUAUGCGUUUCUCCAUCAUGAUCAGCCAGUGGGCCGCGGUGCCCUUUGGAAAGGCGCUCUCAUCGGUCACGCGCUCCCUGGCGGCAUGGUGACGCGCGAAGCGUACGAGACGCUUUCCAAAGAGAUUGUUCAGCGUCUGGAGGACCUUAUUCAAGAGCAGCCAAUCGACGGCUUAUGGUUUGACAUUCACGGUGCCAUGUGCGUCGAGGCCCUCGACGACGCCGAGGCCGACCUCCUCAGCCGCAUCCGCGCCGUUAUUGGACCCGACGUCAUCGUCUCGGCGUCCAUGGACCUCCACGGCAACGUCUCGCGCGAGCUGGCGCACAUGUGUGACCUCAUCACAUGCUACCGCAUGGCGCCCCACGAAGAUACGAUGGACACCAAGGAGCGCGCGUGCCGCAACCUCGUCAACACCCUCGCCCGGUCCUCGCCCAGUCCGCGGCCGCACAAGGCGUGGAUCCCCAUCCCAAUCCUGCUUCCCGGCGAGCAGACGUCGACGCGCAUGGAGCCCGCCAAGCACAUUUACGCGGCCGUUCCUGGCGUCGAGGCGCUCGACGGCGUGCUCGACGCCGCCGUCUGGGUUGGCUACGCGUGGGCCGACGAGCCGCGCAACCGCGCCGUCGUCGUGGUCACGGGGUGGGACGAGGCGGCCGUGUCGCGCGGCGCCGAGACGCUGGCGAAUCUGUUCUGGGAUGCGCGUGCCGAUUUCAAGUUUGUCGCGCCGACGGGCACGUUUGCCGCGUGUCUCGACGCCGCCGUCAAGUCGCCCGCCGCCGACCGCCCGUUCUUUAUAUCGGACUCUGGCGACAACCCGACGGCCGGCGGCUCCGGGGACGUGACAUGGGGACUUACCAAGCUUCUCGCCCGCCCCGAGUUCAGGUCGCUCGAUGCGGGCUACACGGUCAUUUACGCAAGCGUGCCCGGCCCGGCGGCCAUUGCCGUGGCCGUGGCCGCCGGUGUCGGCGCCAACGUCACCGUCACCGCCGGCGCCGAGGUGGACAACCUGCACGCGCCGCCGCUGACCAUGACGGGGCGCGUGCACGCGAUCAAGCAUGGUGACAAGGAUGCCGAGACGGAGGUGGUGCUGCGCGUGGGCUGCGUGUAUGCCAUCCUGACCAAGCUGCGCAAGCCGUACCACAAGGAAAAGGACUUUACAGACCUCAAUCUAGACCCGCGGUCGGCGGAUAUUGUCAUUGUCAAGAUUGGCUACCUGGAGCCGGAGCUGUACGACAUGGCCAAGGGCUGGAUGCUGGGACUGACGCCGGGCGGUGUCGACCAGGACCUGGAGCGACUGGGACACCGCAGGAUACGGCGGCCCAUGUGGCCGUUUGACAAGGUCUUUGAACAUGUUCCGAAUCUGAGCACCAGAUGGAUCGCCAAGUCGAAUAAGCCGCUCUCGGGCGCAGAUGAGUAA
Molecule: messenger RNA, 1533 nt
Organism: Cordyceps militaris CM01
Lineage: Eukaryota; Fungi; Ascomycota; Sordariomycetes; Hypocreales; Cordycipitaceae
Product: Microcystin LR degradation protein MlrC
Exons: 1
Coding region: 1-1533 (510 amino acids)
Source: RefSeq, a predicted model, not a curated record